This is a messenger RNA of Pelobates cultripes (western spadefoot toad), 493 nucleotides long. The record is from the annotation of a GenBank genome assembly. Lineage: Eukaryota; Metazoa; Chordata; Amphibia; Anura; Pelobatidae.
AUGGAGGUUUCAAACCAAGACCAAAACCUGCAAGCGAUUAUAAACGCCGCUGUUGCUGCUUCACUAGAAAAGACCCUUGCUUGGGUGCUGCCCAUUGAGCCCAAAGAUACCAAAAUUUCGGAGCCCCCGCACUCUGAUGAAGAGGCGGAUGAUUCCGAUUCUACAAAAAGGAACCCUUCCAAACUCAAUAAACGAUAUUGGAAAGGGGAUGGGCCAGAAUCACUCAGAUGCAAAGGGAAAGAACCGGCGAAACGCCCAAAACAAGUGGACGCCAAAAAAAACCACUCCAUACAACCUACUUUGUCGGAGGAGGAAGACGACUCUUUCGACUCACACCCAUUGGCCAUUCUAGAUGAAUGGCAAGCUGGCCACUCUUCAGAAGACGAAGAAGACUGGCCUGAGACAUCUUUCAGAGAAGCACUUUUCCCUCAAGAUAUCACGGGAGACCCCACAACGGAGGAUUCAGUACCCGAAACCUUUCUGGAUACGCUUG